Messenger RNA from Colletotrichum destructivum, 5547 nucleotides. RefSeq names its product Putative mon2/Sec7/BIG1-like, dimerization and cyclophilin-binding domain-containing protein. The coding region runs from base 184 to 5445 and encodes 1753 amino acids. The transcript is spliced from 6 exons. The record is from RefSeq and is a predicted model, not a curated record. NCBI's taxonomy places the organism in Eukaryota, Fungi, Ascomycota, Sordariomycetes, Glomerellales, Glomerellaceae.
UCGAUAGCUCCCUUGACCUACCUGUUCUAUUCCGCCAUUCCUGCACCACCACGCGACCCAGCCCGUCCUCACAACUCCCUCCCCCAACGUAUUCAUAUCCUCUUGCUUCCGUGCUGUUAAAGUUUAAAGUAAACCGGUCGAGCUUGAUGAUGGACUGCUGCCCGAAGGGCCUCUUGUGACAGAAUGACGACCCAGCUCCUGGCGACGGAGCUAACGAAUCUCAUCCAAGAAAGCAAGCGGAAACACAAUGACCUCAGACAGGCAGCCGAGAAGUCUCUGGAGGAGCUCAAGGGCCUAAGGGGGGCUAAUGAAGCCCAAGCCGCGAACGAGCUUGCCCAGAGGCCCAACUUUGUGAACCCCUUCAUCGUUGCUUGCGGGACCAAGAAUGCAAAGUUCACCGGCAUCGCCAUCGUCUGCCUCCAGAGGCUCAUCGUCGCCCGUGCCCUUCCCAGGGGGAAGCUCAACCAGGUCCUCGAAGCUCUCAGGGAGGCAACCUCGGCAGGUCUCGAUGUUCAGCUUAAGAUCCUCCAAGCCUUGCCAUCACUGUUGCAGAACUACGCCACCGACCUCAAGGGCGACCUCCUGAUCACCGCCCUGAACAUUUGUUUCAUCUUGCAGACGAGCAAGAAUGCCAUCGUAAACAACACCUCGGCUGCGACCCUUCAACAGCUUGUAGUCUCGGUAUUCGACAAGGUGGUCACUGAAGACAAAACCGCACCCUCCGGACCCCCCGCUGGCGAGGCGCCGGCCGGCGAUGGCACUGUUGAGUUACGUGCAGCCGCUUUAGACGCGCAUAGGAUAUUCAACGACCUCUGCCUCAUGACAGAGAACCAGCGUCCCGAGUAUCUCAGGUUUUCGGGACUUCCGCAGACGUUCGGCCUCGAGCUGAUAGAGUCGGUAUUGACCAACCAUGCCGCUGUGUUCUCGACCCAUAAAGAGCAGGCACACAUCCUGCAGGUUCGCGUCAUGCCCUUCAUCAUCAGCGCUCUCAAGGGGAAGCCCAAUUUCGCAACAUCAGUCAGGCUGGUUCGGAUUCUUUACACGCUGUUACGGCGCCACAUCAAUAUCCUUCCAUCAGAAAGCGGCGACGCUCUUGACAUCCUGACGCACCUACUGGACCAGGAGACGGCAAUCUGGAAGCGAGCCCUGUGCUUGGAGGUGUUCCGGGGCAUCUUUUCAGAGCACGCUCUCAUUCGGCGGAUAUUCGUCAACUAUGACGCCAAGGAAGGCGAGAAGGACGUCCUCAAGCACCUGACGGCAACGUUCGUUCGGCUCAGCACCGAGAAACCGUCCGUCAUCGGACUCGGUCAUCAGUCCACGAUUCCUGUGGCGGACCCCUACGCCAGCAUCGCAUCAUCCACCGACCAAGCCAUGCUCGAGGCUAGCGGCGUCACGGGUAUCAUCAGCGGCUCCGUCAAUGCAGAUGGUUCCAAUAUUGGGAUCAGCACACAAUGGAGCACCGUGAGGGUCCCCUGCAUCGACCAGCUCGACAAAACAGAGGCGCCGUCCGUUCCUGAGUCCUACAUCUACAGCUUGACACUUUCUUGCAUUUCAUCGCUUUCCGAAGGCCUCGCCAAGUUUAUACUCCCCCUCACUGUUCCUGGAGAUGGCCGCAAUCGCAAGAGAAGCGUGAAGCCGGAGCCAGAGCGCGACUCGUCGGUGCCCCCUCAAGAGGACGCCGAGGUCUCACGAACUGCACUGGAGCGGGCAGCCUCAUUCAAAAAGAACCCAGUCCCUCUGAAUCCUCUUGCUUUAGAAGACCAUCCCCUCCACAACGAGGUCAAGAUAUGCGCAACCAUCAUCGAGGAAUGCUGGCCGGCUAUCUUGGCCACCUGCUCGACAUUUCUAUACGCUGCAAUGGACUCGGAGUACUAUCACAGUCUCGUGAGAGCAUUCCAGAAGUUUGCCCAUGUCGCUGGCCUGCUUCAGCUAUCCACACCAAGAGACGCGUUCUUGACAACACUGGGUAAAGCGGCGGUACCUCCGAAUGUCUUCACAGCGUGCCUGAACGCCGGAGCCGCUCGACCGGCACCGCCAACACCGACUACGGAAGCACCAAACAGCAUCCUGAGCAACGCGCGAGGUCUGCUUAGCGUUGACAGUUUGGUGACCCAAUCGUCACCCGCCGUCGACAGGGGACGGCAGCAAGGACUCGAGGCGAGUCAAAUGACGCUCAACACUCGCAACCUCUUGUGUUUGAGAGCCCUUCUCAAUCUUGGCAUUGCUCUUGGCCCAACACUCGGUUCCUCAUGGCGUAUCAUUCUCGAGACCUUGCAACAAGCCGACUUCGUCCUCUUCUCCACCAGUAAGACUCCUGGAAGAACCCCCCUCGCGACGAAGGGAAUAGACCACCAUGCCGAGAGCGAGGCGAACGCUCUUCUGUCCAACUUCGGCAGCGAAGUCCGCGCUGUCGAGACGGCAGCGUCCCGUCUCAUCGAGAGCACAAUCGAUUUCCCCAAUGAUGCCUUUGGUGAAGUCGUGACGGCGGUAUGCAACCUGUUGGAAAGAACAAAUGAGGACAAGCAGAAGGUGGACAAGCAGAAGGCAGAGAACGCAAGCCAGCCACAAUCACCAACCUCUGGGGGCAUGAAACCACCCCCGAUAGGUCAACACCGGCGAGUUCUCAGCAUCUCGACCGCCGCGGCGGCCGGUCCGAACCAAGAAGAUCAUUUUGCGCUGGCGAAGCUAGGCGAUAUCGCCACGAUCAACAUCGACCGCCUGUUGACGUACCCGCCCGAUGUCUCUGGAUGGACACCGCUGACGACUGAGCUCAUUCACAUCCUCAACUCGGCAUCGGUGAACGCGUCGGUGAGACUGCGUGCUGCCGAGAUUCUGGUCAGACUCGCACUUGAAUCUGCCAACGUGGCUGCAACGAUGGAGCGAGAGCAGUGCGGAAGCGUGCAGCUGCUAUUGCUAGAAGCCCUCCGCGAUGCUCUUCUGCCACUGCAGCAAGAAGACAGGGAGGUGACCGUCGCCAGCCACGGUACGGAUGUGGAGAUUCACAAGGUGGUUCUCGAAGGGCUCAAGAACCUGCUUGAGAACUGCGGCGAGACGCUCGUCAGCGGAUGGGAGAUUGCUUUCGAAAUCAUCGGCUCCAUCUUCAUCGACAAGAAGUUCGCCGCCGCCACCGAUGAGCGGAGAGUCUCGCAGGCCAUCAUCCUCACGACGCGGUCGGCGAAGCUUGUCCGGUCUUCUUUCAACUCCCUUCAACUAAUCUGCUCCGACUUCCUAGCGUCUUUGCCGAAUUCCUGCUUUCUCAUACUCGUUGAUACCCUUUACAAAUUCUGCUCACAAGACGAUGACCUCAACAUUGCUCUGACGACCGUCACCUUCUUCUGGGUUCUGUCAGACUUCCUCUCGGGCAAGACCGAGAGCCUUCCCAUCACGGCCGACCUGAUGCAGGACUCCAACAUCUCUGACCUAACAAGCCUGGCGGCGGACCCAGAACACAUUGCUUCGGACGCCGCUCUAUGGAUGCUGUUGCUCCUGAGGCUUACUACCGUUACCGCCGACGGACGCCUGGAGCUUCGUAAUAGUGCAAUCCAGACCCUGCUGAGGAUAUUCGAUGCGUAUGGCGAUAAGCUAAGCCCGGAAGCCUGGUCCAUCUGCGUCAAGUCUGUCGUCUUCAAGCUUCUGUCGUCGAUUGAGGAUGAACUCCAAGCCGCCGCGGGCGAGAGUUCGACACACCACGACCGCCGAGAGUGGCACGAGACUGCGGUCGUCGUGUUGAAUGGCAUCUCGGAACUUUUAGCCAGCUACAUGGAGCCCCUUUCCGCCCACUCGUCCUUUAACGCCCUGUGGCAGGAACUCCUCGGCCACUUCGCGACUCUGCUCGACUUCAAGGUCCUGAACAUCAACACGGCCACCUACAAGGCUCUCGGCAAGGUCAUCAGCCUCGACUACGAUCCCGGCAGAUCCAUUUUCGACACCAGCACCGUCAACGCCGCUUGGGAGCUCUGGUCACGAGGGACGCCAAUCUCAUUGGACGAGGAGGACGGCAAGAAGACGGACAACCAGAACUGCCUGAUCGCAUACGUCGCCACGUUCCACGACGUAUACCAGCUCGUUCAACAGGACUUGACGGUUGACCAGGUCCGUCAGAUGUUGACCCUCUUCCGCGAGGCCCUGCAACAGGCCACCGUGGGAGCUUACGUGAACGACAUUGAGUACGUCACGCCGCUGCAGAACCAGGUGCUCGAGGCCAUCAAAGUAGUACGGACGGAUCUCGCAGGCGUGCCCUCGGCCAUGAUCUCUCAGGUGGCAGAGUUCGUUCGACUCGCCUUCAGCGAAGACGCACUCAGAGCGCAGAGCCCAACGCAACGAAGAACCUAUGUGGCCAUGUCCAAGGCCAGCAUGUCGAUUCUGCAGACGCUCGUGCUCCGCAACGCGUCCGAUGCCGACAUCUACGCCAGCGAGGCCUUCUCCGCGGCGCUCUCGGCACUCUCCAAGCCAGUGGUGCUCAAGUACGGCUUCCCCAUCGUCACCAAGUCGACCCAGCCCUGGCGCCUGGCCACGGACUCGAUCCUCGCGGUACUGGAGGCCACGCUCCCGCAGAUGCGCGCCCUGGAAGUCCCGCGGCCAACGCUCCAGGUGAUAUGGCAAAUGAUUAUCGAGGUCGCCAACGGCAUCGUCAGCGCCGACACCAACGCCGCGCCGGCAUCGGCUGACCUCUCGGACGACGAGUCCUUUGACAUCGCAUCCUUCCACAAGCUCCGCGAGCUCAUCAUCCCCUCGCUCGGCGCCGAGGCGGUUCCCGACAAGACGCGCCAGGCGUACGCCGAGAGCCUCUUCCGCACCUCCAUUAUACACGCGCCCUCGCCCACAGAAUCGUCCCUCAUAUUCGGACCCAACGGUACUUCGGAUAAUACCAUCAACAACAACAAGAACGGCCUCGCUGCCCUCUACAAGAAACGCACCGGCCGCACCGUCGACCCGCUCCCGACGCGGCGCGACCGGAUGGCAUACGUCUGCGUCGAUGAGCUCUUCUCGCUCGUCUCGGCCUACGACGUCUCGAGCCUGCGCAUCGUCGUGCAGCCGCCGACGCCGGCGUUCCCGCCGCCGCGGUCAGCGACGUCGCACCUCUCGGAGGCGCCGCAGGCGCUGCACGUGCGCAUCGCGCGGUCCGCCUCGCCGUUCCUCAUCCUCCGCGCAGCGCUGACGAUCCGAGCCUACAUCGCCGACCAACCCUUGCGCGGCCGCAUGCCGCAGCCGCUGUCGCAGCGCAAGGAGCUCCUCCGCGUGCUGCGGCAGCUGGUCGACCUGACGUCCGAGUCGGACGCCAUCCCGGACACGCCCAACGUCAACAGCGACGGGCGGAAGCACCUGCUACGGCUGUACCCGCUUCUCGUGAGCGCCGUACAGGUGGCGGGCGGCUCGGGUGACGAGAGCGUCCUGAAGCUCUGCGCCGAGGCGCUCGAGGUCGUCGGUGGCGAGCUGGGGGUUUGAGGGCCUUUUGUGUACUAUUAUUUACUUCGAUCAUGAGUUAGACAGCCAGCCAGUAAGCAAGCAAGCAAGUAGUAGUAGAUAUCAUCAAGCAUCAGGAAUUUC